This is a messenger RNA of Empidonax traillii (willow flycatcher), 747 nucleotides long. Its product is annotated as histone H2A. Gene Ontology annotation, molecular function: protein heterodimerization activity; structural constituent of chromatin; DNA binding. The transcript has a single exon. NCBI's taxonomy places the organism in Eukaryota, Metazoa, Chordata, Aves, Passeriformes, Tyrannidae. The record is from RefSeq and is a predicted model, not a curated record. Gene Ontology annotation, cellular component: nucleosome. Bases 55 to 486 code for a protein of 143 amino acids.
CUCAGUUGGCCGGAGCGGCCGGAGAAGAGCGGCUGUGUAGUCGAGCCAGGCGCCAUGUCCGGCCGUGGCAAGAGCGGCGGUAAGGCCCGCGCUAAGGCCAAGUCUCGUUCGUCCCGGGCUGGGCUGCAGUUCCCGGUCGGGCGCGUUCACCGGUUGCUGCGGCGUGGGCACUACGCGGAGCGGGUGGGGGCUGGCGCGCCCGUGUACCUAGCGGCCGUGCUCGAAUACCUGACGGCCGAGAUCCUGGAGCUGGCGGGCAACGCGGCCCGGGACAACAAGAAGACGCGGAUCAUCCCCCGUCACCUGCAGCUGGCGGUGCGCAACGACGAGGAGCUCAACAAGCUGCUGGGCGGCGUCACCAUCGCGCAGGGCGGCGUCCUGCCCAACAUCCAGGCCGUGCUGCUGCCCAAGAAGACGAGCGGCGGCGGCGCGAGCCCCGCCAAGGCCGGCAAGAAGGGCAGCGGGCAGCAGUCACAGGAGUACUAGGCCGGCCGCCCCUCCGGCGCCACACAAAGGCCCUUUUCAGGGCCACCCCAUUGCUCACGGGGAGAGCUGUAAUCCGCAGAGGGGAGGGGAGGGAAGGGGAGAUCGGGCCGGCUGCGAGGGACAAGCGGGAAUCGGCCCGAGGCCUGUCAGACACCGAACACGAGCUGCUCUGUAAGGGCUGGUAAUUUGCUUGUAUUUACCUUUCUUCCCUGCAGUGGGCGUUGCAUAGAGAAUAAACAGCGCUUCGUUUACAAAACAGGA